Raphanus sativus (radish) is the source of this 922-nucleotide messenger RNA. RefSeq names its product zinc finger protein 1-like. Gene Ontology annotation, biological process: negative regulation of abscisic acid-activated signaling pathway. The record is from RefSeq and is a predicted model, not a curated record. Bases 112 to 765 code for a protein of 217 amino acids. Lineage: Eukaryota; Viridiplantae; Streptophyta; Magnoliopsida; Brassicales; Brassicaceae. The transcript has a single exon.
CCGUCCAACUCCAUAAAUAGAACUCACACUUUCACUUCCUAAGACCACAUCACUUCACAUCUAUAUCGGAAUUUUACUUUUACUCUCUAUAGGCUAUAUACAAAAAUACACAUGGAUCCUUCCAUCAAAGAAGAUCAAGAAAUGUUAAAAAUCAAGAAACGACGUCAUCAAGAUCUCGAUUUAGGCUUGACCCUUUUGCCACGUGGUACGACUUCAUCAGAGCUCAAUCUCAUCGGUUCUUUCAAAACUAGCUGUUCGUCGACUUCUCAUCAUCAUCAAGAACAUUUGGAAGAGCCGAGAGUGUUCUCAUGCAACUAUUGUCAAAGAAAGUUCUAUAGCUCACAAGCACUAGGCGGUCACCAAAACGCUCAUAAGCGCGAACGCACCUUAGCCAAACGAGGACAGUACUACUACAAGAUGAGUCUCUCCUCCUCCCCUCCUUCCUCAGCGUUCACGUUUGGCCAUGGUUCAGUCAGCAGAUUAGCAAGCAUGGCAUCGUUACCGUUACAUGGCUCGAUGAGUAACAGAUCAACGCUAGGGAUUCAGGCCCAUUCAACGAUCCAUAAUCCCUUUUUAGGAAGACAAAGAGCGAGUUUAAGUCAUGUUUUCAAACAGAACAUUCAACAGAGACCGGCCAUCCAAAAGAUGCUGCCAGAGAAAUUUCACGUUGAACUCGGCAGCAGUUAUAACAGUAAUAUUAUAAUCAAGAACAAGCAAGAAAAUCAUAAUCAGUUUAAGAAGAUUGACUUGACUCUUAAGCUGUGAUCUCUUAUUCUCAUAAUGUCAUCUUCUUUUUAGUCUUUAUUACUAGCUAUAACUUUUUCGGUUUUACUGUCGUAUGAUUAUUAUAUUUGCAUUUAGAGUUUCAUUAAUCAAGCUGUACCUUUUUACAUUAUAUAUUGUUUUGUAGUGCAGUAUUUGA